ACUGUGUGUGUAUCUGUUUGUGAGUGUGUCGUGACCUGUAUAGUACACGUUGUUCGUCUGUCUGUCGUGCACAGCCAUGGCUCCUCGUGCCGGCUGUCUCCUCCUCCCACUCUUCAUUGCAUUGGCAAGAGUCAUCUUUGUAGAUGCGGAAUGCGGCAUUCUAUCACCCACUACUUGUACGGAUGAUGUAGCCACAUUAUGUGCCGACUGUGGCACAGUCUCUCAAGUGCCGAACCCUUUUGAUUGCACCAGUUACUACCUGUGCAAGGAUGCCACCAACCUUUUAGUCCCUGACCCCCUCCCCUGCCCGGACGGUGAUACAUUCGACGAGAAAGAAUUGGUGUGCAAGCCAGACGGCAAAUGCUCGCUUAACUGCAACCUUCCAGGUGGCGGCGGAGACUGCUUUUAUACCUGUAAUGGGGAUCAGAGUAAAAAGAUAGCCGAUCCAUUUGACUGCAGCGUGUUCUACCAAUGUACCAGUACGGAGCCUGAGCCGGCUACAACGUGUCCUGCUGAUGCACCGUACUUUACUGGGGACAAGUGUGGUGUGGAUGAGUCUGCUUGCUGCCGUUGCCGCCCCUACUGCUACGCCGGAGACGUUGCAGGCAAGUACGUACAGGACCCCACAGACUGCCGGAAAUACUUCGUGUGUACAGCGGAGCAUGAGAUGCCGCCGUUCCAAAGUGAGUGUAGAGAUGGUGAGACCUUUGACUCCCGCGCGAGGAAGUGUAGCAGCACGGCGCCGUGCAUGACGCUGUGCAGGAACGUGGUGGACGAGAACGGCUGCAUCGACCCGUACACGUGCCAGGAAUUAGGCUACUUCCCCAUAUGCAAGACACAGUGCCUGAGGGAAUACUACCACUGUGUGGAGGUCAGUGACGAUUACGCCACGCCGGAGACGUGCCCCAAUAACCUUGUCUUCAACCCCGACACUCUGACGUGUAUCAAGAACGAAGCCUGUCCUUAUACCCAGUAGCUUCCCCGCUGGCCCUGUACCCGCCUGGCUGCUGCGGCGCCACCUGCCUCAGUAAAGUGUUGGGCAGCACCUUUGUCUCCUGGGUCAAUACAAUGCUGUGGCGGG
Portunus trituberculatus (swimming crab) is the source of this 1081-nucleotide messenger RNA. RefSeq lists its product as uncharacterized. Lineage: Eukaryota; Metazoa; Arthropoda; Malacostraca; Decapoda; Portunidae. Gene Ontology annotation, cellular component: extracellular region. Gene Ontology annotation, molecular function: chitin binding. The record is from RefSeq and is a predicted model, not a curated record. The transcript has 3 exons. The coding region runs from base 77 to 976 and encodes 299 amino acids.